GCUGCAGGGCUACAUUAAUUGUCGACUGCACGUGACGCAGUUAGGGCCGCCGGAUGUACCUUUACUGUACUUUACAUUCAUUUCGCUACAUGCAGUGUACCCACGCUGUUUAGUAGCUAGCGACCCCACGAAUUUUGAAGAUGAGCGAUAGCGAGUCUGACGAGUCUCAUCUCAUUGACAACACAACUUCCUCACACCAACUUGAAUGCGAUGAUGGAGCAAUAGCUAACUACAGCCAACCUAGCGUCCCAGACAUCAUCGCUAGCAAUAUUGGGAUGCUAUUCAUCAUAUCCGCACAGUCUUUCUCCGCAUGCAUGUAUGUUUCUGUGAAGAUACUAAACAGAUUGGAGACUCCAGUGCAUGCGCUUCAGGUUAUUAUAAUCAGGAUGGCCGUCACGUUUCUAUGCUGUGUGAUAUACAUGAUUAUUAUGAGGAUCCCUGAUCCGAUAACUGGCCCAAAAGAUGUUCGAUCGUUACUGAUCACUCGUGGCAUUACUGGGUUUUUCGGACUAUUCGGCGUGUAUCUGUCACUUGAGCAUUUAUCUGUCGCAGAUGCGACAGUCCUGAUUUUUUUGACACCUCUUACGACAGCAGUCGCUGGAUCCAUCCUCCUGAAGGAGAGCUAUUCCACCAAUCAAGCUGUCGCUGGAGUGUGCAGUUUACUCGGUGUGGUUCUCGUUACAAGGCCCCCAUUUCUAUUUGGCUCCAUCCCUGACGGAGGUCACUUGCCAGAAGGAACCCCAGCGGAAAGGCUGGCCGCUGUUGGCGCAUGUAUGAUGAGCGUGAUCGGCAAUACUGGUGCAUAUACGUCGAUUCGUGCAAUUGGAAAACGCGCCCACCCGAUGCAUGUGCUGACAUUCUUUUCGCUGUGGUGCACCAUCAUAUCAUUGUUGGGGAUGAUUGUUUUAAGUAUCCCGGUUGUGUAUCCCACACCAUGGGGGUGGAUGCUUUUACUCAUGGUUGGUGUUUUUGGCUUCGUGACGCAGACUCUUUUGACAAUGGGGCUGCAACGAGAAACAGUGUCGCGUGGUGUCACUGGAAUGUACACCCAGGUGCUUUUCGCUGUGAUGCUGGAACGCGUAAUCUUCGGAGUUAUGCCGUCCUUACUGUCAAUUGUUGGUGCCGUUAUCAUCAUGUCUUCUGCGUUCUAUGUCGUCAUGAACAAGUAGAAAAAUGUCCAAGAGAACGCCUCUAAUAAUACAUCGUGACGUACAAGUGCAUCGCUCUAAACCAGCAAUCUGACUUCAGAAGUUUAACGUUAUAGAAAGAUAACAGUUUUAGCGUGCAUAAGAGCAUUUCCCCUCGGACCAGUGUUCUCUCGAUACCGUUAUAAGCGGCUAGGCAGCGUCAACUGCUCUAUAAUAGACUCGCUUGUCCCCC
Messenger RNA from Suillus subalutaceus, 1380 nucleotides. RefSeq lists its product as uncharacterized. The coding region runs from base 141 to 1169 and encodes 342 amino acids. The record is from RefSeq and is a predicted model, not a curated record. The transcript is spliced from 11 exons. Gene Ontology annotation, cellular component: membrane. NCBI's taxonomy places the organism in Eukaryota, Fungi, Basidiomycota, Agaricomycetes, Boletales, Suillaceae.